ACUUAGAAGGAAAGCUGCGAGCUUGUUCGAGUAGGAAAUAGACUGAGCAAGAGCAAAAAUGGUGGAGAUCAAGGCGGUGGGAGUGGUGGGUAGCGGCCAAAUGGGCUCCGGCAUCGCUCAACUCGCCGCCGUCCAUGGCCUCAAGGUAUGGCUCCUCGACAGCGAUCCCGAAGCUCUGUCCAGAGCCAAAACCUUCAUCGCCGGCAACGUUCGCCGCAUGAUCUCCAAAGGCCAUAUCUCUCAGGCCAAUGGUGACAAUGCUCUCAGCCUUCUAAGCUACACAACAAAUCUGGAAGACUUUCAGGAUGCAGAUAUAGUUAUCGAGGCCAUCGUGGAAUCCGAAGACGUGAAGAAGAACUUGUUCCGGCAACUGGACCGGAUCGUCAAACCUUCUGGCAUCUUGGCUUCAAACACGAGCUCCAUAUCCAUCACUCGGAUUGCAUCUGCAACUAGCAGACCUCCCCAGGUGAUUGGAAUGCACUUUAUGAAUCCUCCUCCUAUAAUGAAGCUAGUUGAGAUAGUGCGGGGGGCAGACACAUCGGAUGAGACGUUUCUUGCAACCAAGGCCUUGGCAGAAAGAUUCAAGAAGACGGUGAUCUGCUCCCAGGACUUUGCAGGCUUCAUAGUGAACAGAAUCCUGAUGCCGAUGAUCAACGAAGCAUUCCACACUCUCUACACAGGAGUGGCGACGAAGGAGGACAUUGACGCAGGGAUGAAGCUAGGGACGAAUCAUCCAAUGGGCCCACUGGAGCUUGCUGACUUCAUCGGACUAGACGUCUGCCUGUCGAUCAUGAAGGUUCUUCACACCGGGUUAGGCGACACCAAGUACCUCCCUUGCCCUCUUCUCGUGCAGUACGUCGAUGCAGGAAGGCUCGGUCGAAAGCGUGGGGUCGGAGUCUACUACUAUCGCGAUGCUGCUAAACAAGCACAACCGUCUGCACGGCUUUGAACUGAUCGAACUCUGGCAUGUUGGAGGGAAGAGAGAAGCGUUUCCUAAAUAAGAGACAAUGAUGGAGCUGCUUCUCCAUCAUCGUGUGAAGACUUGUUAGAAAUCAUAAUGUAGGCCAUUAAUAAAGGGUAGCGUUUGCGUUAGAAAGGUUUAGAAUCUAUCCCUGAACAUGGGUGAGAGCCAGGACAAUUGUUUAUCGUUACUAGUUACUCUUUUGCUUACGUUAGUAAGGUCUUGAGACAGAUUUGGGAUUUGCUAAUGCAACCAAAGCUCAAAUUCUUCCUUUGGCAAAUGUUAAAUCGAAUAUUACCGUUGCCAUCCAAUUCCAUCUGUCACACCCACCUGCCUAUAGUCCAAUGCAAUUCACGUUUCUUCCUUCCAUGUUUUGCUUUUUUUUCUUUUUCCUUCAAUUGCUGGGGCCGCUGCUUCACAUGCAGGAGGGACGAACACCUUUUUCAGUGUUGGAGCAUUGAGAAAUUGGAGCUUUAGACUCUGGAGAGAAGGAACGUUGAAGGUUAGGGGUUUGGUCUCUGCUGGGUUGCUUUGAGAAAUGAGUAAAAUGAAGAGAACUACUGAUU
Messenger RNA from Linum trigynum, 1527 nucleotides. NCBI's taxonomy places the organism in Eukaryota, Viridiplantae, Streptophyta, Magnoliopsida, Malpighiales, Linaceae. The record is from the annotation of a GenBank genome assembly.